AUGAAUCAUAAAUCUAACUUCAAGUUAGGUGAUAAUAUCCAUUUUGAAAUAUCAUCGUCAACAUCAAGUUUAAAUGAUUCAAAUGCUAAAAAAAUUAAUAGUAAUAUGAAAAUGCAACCACCACCACCAAUUCAACAACAACAACAACAACAACAAUUAAAUAGUCGAGAUUCAUCAAAUAAAAAGAAAAAAUCGAAGAAAAAGAAGAAAACAACUAGUUCAAAAUUGACUCAAGCUCAUUUAAAUAAUCCUGAUGAAGAUUAUCCAAAAUCAAGAAUUAUUAAACAAGCACCAAAUGGAGAUGUUAUAGUUGAAAGUCUAGAGGAAGAAGAAGAAGUGGAUGAAAAUGAUCAAGAGAAUGUCCAUUCACAUGAGCAUCAUCAUCACCUCCAUCAUCAUGAAAAUAAUGGUAAUAAUCAUCUACAUAAUCAAGAACUGAAUAAUAACAAUAAUAAUAAUAUUAGCAGUAAUAACAUACCCCAUCGAAAUCAUAAUAUCAAUACACAUAAUAAUUUAUGGGAUUCUUCAUCACUCGAAGAACAACAAAAAUUAAAAGACUUUUGGGAAUCAUUAGGUGAUGAACAAAAAUUGGAAUUGGUAAAGAUUGAUAAACAAUCUAUAAUGAAAAUGUUUAAAAAUGAAACAAGACAACAUUUACAACAACUACUGCAACAACUGAAUAGAAAUGUACAAACUUCUUCAUCAUCAAAUAAUAAUGGAUGUGCAUGUAAAUACUGUGGUAGAAGAAAUAAUAUUAUGGAAGAAGAAUUGGAAAGUAUUUAUGAUAACCAUUUUGAUGAUAUUAUUGAUUUUAUACAUGAAGUACGAGAUAUUAAUGAUUUAAAUGCAUUACCCGGUUUGUUAUUUGGUGGUUUUCAUAUGUUGGAAGAAGAAAGAAGACUCCAAAAACGACAACAACAAUUGAGAGAAAAGUUUGAAUUGGCUGCUCAAAAACAAAAAGAAUAUCAAAUUGCUAAAAAGAAUUAUGAAGAAUUUACUAAAAACGAACAAGAUAAAGAGAAACAACUGGUACAACCAAAACCAAUUGCUGAAUUACAACAACAAACUAAAAAUCAACCUGAAAUUUACCAUAAAAUUAUAUCACAAGAUAUAAAAAUCAAUGAUAAUCAAAUUUUCAAUAAAUUACUUGAUCCAAAAUUAUUUGAUGCUUUAGAAAGUAUGGAUAUUCAAAGAAUGAAAGAAGUUGCAAAUUAUGAUCCUAAAAAUGUAAAUCAUAUAACAAUGUUGGAAAAAGCUGGUUCAUUAAGAGAAAUUGUACGUGAUUUAAAUAAUGUUGAUAGGUCACAAUUGGAAAAAUCAAUGUCAUAUGUUCAAAAUAUGGGGAAAAUUUUUUCAAAUUUUGCAGCUUUAAAUUCUUCAAAUCCUGAAGAUGUUGAAAAAUUAACUACUGUCAAUGGUUUAAAUGAUCAAAUAACUCAAGGAUUAUCUACUUUUGCUGAAGAUUUAUUGAAAAAUGAUGGUAAUUCUUUUAUAACCAUGAUGGAAACUUUAUCAGAAUCAAGAACUGCUCGUGAAGAAUUAUUAAAAGAUAAACCUGAAAUUCUUUCACAAAUUUAUGAACAUGCACAAUUACAACAACAAAAGCAAAUACAAGAAUUAAAACAACAAGAAUUGGAACAUACAAAAAAUUUAGCUUGGGUUGAUGAAGACGAUCAUAAACAUCAUCAUCACCAUCAUCAUCAUCAUCAUCAUCAUCAUGAAUAUUGUACUCAUCAUGACUUUGAUGAUGAAGAAGAUGAAGAAGAUGAAGAAGAAAUUGACGACGAUGAAGAAGAAUAUGAUGAUGAUGAAGAGUAUGAUGACAAUGAAGAUGAAGAAGACGAAGAUGAAGAUGAAGAUGAAGAUGAUGAUGAUGAAGGUGCAAGUGAUACAGAAUCUGAAAUUUCUGAGGAAGAGAAAAUGCAAGAAAUUCGUCGUUUAUUUUUAAUUCAAGUUAUAAAAUUAUUUCAAGAAAGAUUGAAAAGUGCUUAUAAAGAAAAAUUAUCACAAGAUAGAACUCAAAAAUUAAUUGAAGAAUUAGAAGCUGAAGAAAAUGCUAAAAAAGAACGUGAAUUGAAAAAAUUGAAACAAAAGGAAAAAGCAAAGGAGAAGAAACGUUUACAACAACAAGCUAAAGAAGAAGAACGUAGAAAAAAGGAAGAAGAAGCAAAAGCAAAAGAAGAAGAAGCAAGAAUUCAAAGAGAAUUACAAAAGGCUGAACAAAAGAAGAAGAAAGAAGAAGUAAGAUUGAAACGUGAGGAAGAAAAGAAGAAGAAAUUGGAAGAAGCUAAAAGAAAAGAAGAAGAACAUAGGAAAAAGGUUGAAGCACAACAAAAACGUGAAGAAGAAGCUAAACGUAUAAAAGAAGAACGUAGAAAGAAAGCUGAAGAAGAAAGAAAAGCAAAAGAAGAAGAAAGAAAACAAAAAGAAUUAGCUAAAAAACAAAAGGAAGAAGAAAGAGAAAGAUUAAAACAAGCAAGAGAAGAACAAUUAGCAGCUGAAGAAAAACAACAAGAAUUUGAAGAUCCAAUAUUUAAACCUCAAUUUGAAGAAAGAAAAUUAUCAACUGAACCACCUGCAAAUCAUUUAUUAAAUCAAUUAUAUCAAACAAGACCUGGAUCACUUUCUUCUACUCCAUCAUCUGUUGGUUUAUCAACAUUGAAUCAAUUACAUGGUACGCCUGUUAAAAUUCCUCAACAACCACCAAUUUCACAAUAUUCUUCGACUGAAUUUAUUCCACAAUCUUUUGAAAAUAGUAUGUUAUCCCAAAAUAUCAUUACUUCACCUCAAACUGCGCCAAUAAAUUUAACAAAUGGUCUAAAUCAAUCAAAUAAUAAUAUUAAUGGUUCAAUUAAUCCUAUGUCACCAUGGUAUAAUAAAUCAAGAUUAAAUUCAUUAACUAAUUCUAGUCAACCAUUUUUAAAUCCACAAUUUAAUUCAAAUGGUAAUAAUAAUAAUAAUAUUGGUUCUUCUUCCGCUUCCGUUCAACCAAAUUCAAAUUUCAGUGCUUUUAAUGCAUUUGCUGAUCCAUUAUCAAAUGAUUCAUUUAUAAGUACUCCAUUGAGUGGUAAUAGUAAUAUUUGGAAUCCAACAAAUCAACCAGCAACAAGCAAUACUACAAAUAGAUCAAAUUCAAUUUGGAAUAAUCCAAAUAAUGUAAAACAAGAAAGUACAACAACUCCAUUAUUAAAUAAUUUAACUACAGCUAAUAAUAGUAAUUUAUGGAAUAAUAAUCCAAUUAAUAACGAAUCUGAAUUAAUUCAAUGUUCAGCUUUUAGUUGUUUUCAAAUUUUACAAAAUUCAAAUCAAUUAGAAUUUGGUGUUGCUCCAAUUAUUAAAUUAUAUCAAAAUGUAGUUACAAUAUUAAAUAAACCAAAUUUAACCAUUAAUCAAUUUUUAAAUUGCUGUCAUUCAAAUUCAACAUAUCAAUUUGAUUUUAUAUAUGAUGAAUUUGGUAAAAUUACACAUGUAAAAGUUGGAUUAUAUGGAUUUAAAACAUCACCAACUCCAUUGAAUUCACAAAUACAGCAACAACCACAGAAUCAACAACAACAAACUAUACCACCGCCUGGAUUUGCAAAUAAACCAUCACCGCCUGGAUUAUUUAAUGAAACUACAUCAUUUUUAGAUCCAAUUAGUGAAUUAAAUAGUAAUGAUAGUUCAACUUUCACUAGAAGAUUAUGGAAUUAG
Insectozyma verbasci is the source of this 3690-nucleotide messenger RNA. The record is from the annotation of a GenBank genome assembly. NCBI's taxonomy places the organism in Eukaryota, Fungi, Ascomycota, Pichiomycetes, Serinales, Debaryomycetaceae.